CCACGAACAUCUUCUUAUCAUCUUUGGUCCUUCGAUCAAAUCAUGAUAUAGACACUCCAACAUGGAUCGAUUUCAGCCCAUAGACGCUUCAAAUUCGUCUUUGGGCGCUCACUUGUACCCUUCAGAAGAAGUGUAUCUCCUCACACCAGGUGUAGGAUUGUAUUCUGGGCCGGUAAAAUCACUUCCACAUGCUUCGGGAACAGUUUAUCUUACAAGCCAUAGAUUAUUCUAUAUAGAUGAUGCAGAGCCGCAUAAGCAAAGUUGUUUUGUCAAGCUUUCCAUCAUUCGGGAAACGCAAUUCUUUGCUGGAUUUCUGAAGAGUAGCCCAAAAGUGACGAUUGGAUUCAAGCCUAUUCAAGAAGAAGAAAGAAGUGCAAAUGCUACUGAUCGCGAACAAACAGGUGAGGCAAGAGGAUCACUCUCGGUCAAUGCAAAUGGUGGCUCAUCCAGACCAUCAAGAAAGUCACACGACUCCAGUCAGAAUCAGGAUUGGCGUUUGAACGCCUCAGUUGUUGAUGCAAGUGCUGAUGCAUUGCCGACAACGUCAUGGAUUUGUCGAGUGUGCGCAUUUAGCAACACAUUUGAUCCUGGUCUCAAUCAAAGUGCGACAGUUCGUUGUGCACUUUGUGGUGUUACGAGUGAUGUGAAAGAUUUAAAGCUCAAAACGGCCGAAAAUGCCACCACUUCUGCAAAUUCCAAUCCCACGUCAACUGCACGAAGAGGUGCACCGACAACUUCUGUUCCUGCUCCUCCUUCAGAUGGAGUAUCAUGUCCGGUCUGUACAUUCUCCAAUCAUCCGUCUAUGCUACGAUGCGAGAUGUGUGACUCACCCUUGACGACAGCAGCCGAUAUUGCACAGGCAACUGCAUCAUACGGUCGAUCGACACCAUCUCUAGCUCAAGCGACUCCUACCAGAACACCGAGCAAAACACCAGAGCCUCCGGAAGACAAAGGUGAGACGUAUAAUCAUGUUCGACUCAGCUUCAGAAAAGGUGGUGAUCGACCAUUUUACGAUACGUUAAAGACUACACUUAAGGAGAAAAGAUGGCAAAGAGGUGGUGAACAAGGACCAAAUAGAACUUCUACUGUGCAAACAAAUGCUGCAAGAAGGCGAUUCGCAGGCACGCAGGCUAACAUAGAUGGACGAUCUGCCAAUACAGUCUCGGAUGACGAAGGCAGAGCCUCUACACCUUCUCGAAGGGUGGGAAUUGAAGGUAUCAUGUCCGCUGUCGAUCUUCAAGCGAGAGAAGAUACGAGCGAUAUGCAAGAUGCAUUGAGAGAUCUGGAAGCUUUGAUGACUAGAGCGAAGAAGAUGGUAGAUUUUGCAGAAGCACUCAAUGCAAAGUUGAUCAAGCAAGAAUCUUCUUCACAAACUGUUGAUCACAGGAAUGAUGAAGCGGCCAAUAUGAUUAGAUCUUCUUUGGUUCGUUUGGGUCUGCCAACGCCUGCAAUUACUUCGGAUAUGGCAAAAGAUGAGAUGGAAUAUUAUACGCAACUAGCAAAAGAGUUGGCAAGUUUGCUAUAUGCACCGAGAAAACCACUUAUUGGAAAAGGGAAAGUGUUGAGUUCUCCCAGAUCGGACCUUGAACAAUCACAAGUUGUAGCAUUGUCAGCCAAACUGAUACAACCUGAGUCUGAUCGUAAAGAAGGUCAAGGUAUAAUAUCCUUGGAUGAGAUUUGGUGUAUAUGGAAUCGUGCUCGUGGUGUUGCAUUAGUUUCACCAAAGGAUUUACUAGCAGUUUUGCCUUUGUUGGGUAAAUUGACAUCGCCAACAAUUACAUGCAAAACAUUCCCAUCUUCCGGAUUGAAAGUGUUGCACACUCCAAGAUUUUCAGAAGCCAAUUUGAACUUUCGGCUGUGUGCCUUACUUCAACAACGUCAGCAACCUGAACAGGAUUCUCAACAACAGAAUGCUGCCACUCUUGUCGAAUCUAGUUAUGCUUCAAUCACCACUUUGGAACUGGCUCAGAUUGAAGCUUGCCCCUUGCACUUGAUGAACGAGCUGCUCAGCGAUAUUGAAUUCAACCUCGGGGACAUUGUUCGCGAUGAAAGUGCAGGUCAAGAUUAUUGGUACCUGAAUCCUUUCAAGGUGAUGUCGUAAAUAGUACUACUCCGAGGUGCAAUCUUUCGCUUUCUCCUGCCGCAAACACAUUUGUAAUACUACUCAACCCCAUCAGGCUUGCAAUUCUGUAUUUGUAAAAUAUACGAUUCUGCGUGAGAGUGAAAGGAAGGAAACACGAUAAUAGAC
This is a messenger RNA of Meira miltonrushii, 2248 nucleotides long. RefSeq lists its product as uncharacterized. Gene Ontology annotation, molecular function: phosphatidylinositol-3-phosphate binding; ubiquitin binding. Gene Ontology annotation, biological process: protein transport to vacuole involved in ubiquitin-dependent protein catabolic process via the multivesicular body sorting pathway. The transcript has a single exon. The coding region runs from base 62 to 2101 and encodes 679 amino acids. Gene Ontology annotation, cellular component: late endosome membrane; ESCRT II complex. NCBI's taxonomy places the organism in Eukaryota, Fungi, Basidiomycota, Exobasidiomycetes, Exobasidiales, Brachybasidiaceae. The record is from RefSeq and is a predicted model, not a curated record.